Ruditapes philippinarum (Manila clam) is the source of this 775-nucleotide messenger RNA. Its product is annotated as protein limb expression 1 homolog. Gene Ontology annotation, cellular component: cytoplasm. NCBI's taxonomy places the organism in Eukaryota, Metazoa, Mollusca, Bivalvia, Venerida, Veneridae. The record is from RefSeq and is a predicted model, not a curated record. Gene Ontology annotation, biological process: autophagosome maturation.
GCAGUGAAUUUAAGGUCAUAGGUCACGGAAAUUUGUUGACAGUGUGUUUCGUUCAAUUUUACUUCAAGCAAUUUACGAUAUAUAAUCUUCUCUGGGAGUAUUCAGCGAAUAUUACAUGUGCGAUUAAUAGAAGGAUAAGUGUGUGCAUUUAUUUAAAUAGAUUAUUUGUGUUAAAAGUUCAGUAUUUCUCCAGAAUAUUAAAUUUAGUGACUCAUUUUUGAUGAGAACUUUUGUUUCCUGUGUGGAGUGUAAAAUUUUGAAAAGGAGAUAAUGAAUAAUUGAUUAUCAUAAAUGUCUAUUUGAUGAUUAUUCAAGUAAUAAACAUGUAAUCCGUACAUAAAUGGCAUCAUAUCCACAGGAUUUCAGUAAUAGGCAAAAACCUGUGCCAGCGCGUAGAAGUGGUAUAUCGCCUGAGAUUUCUUCACGAAGAGACAUGGCAGACCCAACUUCUAUAGGGUCGAGAUCUGCCCAAGCCAUGGCUGCAGCUGCCAUGUCUAUGAGGGGUCAAGAUCCACAUUCAAUGAAUGACACAAAAGCAAAAACUGUAUUGAAGGAAGCUGUAGAUGCUGUGGUGAAUAGUUUCGCAAAGCAUACACAAGGUUACGGCAGAGUUAAUGUAGUGGAGGCACUGCAGGAGUUCUGGCAGAUGAAGCAGGAUCGUGGUGCAGACCUGAAGAAUGGGGCUCUUGUUGUGUACGAAUCCCAGCCAUCUAAUGCCCCACCAUAUGUGUGUUUUGUAUCUCUGCCCGGUGGAAGCUGUUUUGGAAGUUUUCAG